Messenger RNA from Podarcis raffonei (Aeolian wall lizard), 1006 nucleotides. RefSeq names its product cadherin-related family member 3-like. Gene Ontology annotation, molecular function: calcium ion binding. The record is from RefSeq and is a predicted model, not a curated record. The coding region runs from base 1 to 864 and encodes 287 amino acids. Gene Ontology annotation, biological process: homophilic cell-cell adhesion. Lineage: Eukaryota; Metazoa; Chordata; Lepidosauria; Squamata; Lacertidae. Gene Ontology annotation, cellular component: plasma membrane. The transcript has 6 exons.
AUGGCAAAGGGAGAGAGCAGGAAUUCAUCUGUAAUUCAUAUUACUAUUUUGGAAGAUCUGCCUUUUGGGACAUCAGUGGCAAGACUGGUUGCAGUGGACAGAGAUAUAGGGGACAGAGUCUACUAUGAAUUUGUGCGCAGUUACAGAGGUUUUGCUAUUGAUUCUGAUACUGGUGAAAUUACAACCACCUAUCGUUUGGACUAUGAAGACCUCACUUUCCCCCAUAAAACGGCAUUGGAAAUCAGAGCUUUUGACAAUGAUAGGUUGCAUUCUUCCACUGUUCUGCUGAUUAUCACACUGCAGGAUGUAAAUGAUAAUCCUCCAUUUUGCACCCAAGACCUUUACAUCAUUGAAGUGCCUGAAACAAUUGCUAUUGGGACUCGCUUGUACACCUUAGAGUGUGGAGAUAGAGAUGGAACACCUCCCAACAAUGUUCUCACCUUCACACUGGAUGAUUAUUCCAAUAAUUAUUUCACGCUAGCUGGCAAUGAAAUCAAAGUUGGUCCUCAGCACCUAAACUGUGAUUCUGAUCUGUUUGCCACAAUGCAGUUCAAGCAUAUACUGAUGAUCCAAGUUUCUGAUGGUGGGGAGCCACCACAAACACGCACAAUUAGGGUUAUUGUGAAAGUAACCCGUACUAAUGAAAUAGAUCCUCAUACUGGCACAAAUAUAUUCCGCGUGCUUGAAAACAGCAGCAUUGGCACUGUGGUUGGAAGAGUCGCCUUUACAGACGAAGACUGGCCAUUCAAUAAUUUGAAGUACACACUUGUUGGCGAUGGUGCAGGACAUCCUCCUAAGUUUUAUAUAGAGCCAGAUACAGGUAUUGCCAAUUCUUUUAAAGGCUUCUCUGCUCAAGAAGAAUGAAUGCCACAGGAAGAAAAUUUGCCUUAGCUUUCAUCCAGCAUUUUACUGGAGUUAAGAAGAGAACAUGGUUUUAGGCAAGAUUCAGUCCUGGACCUUACUAAAGUGGUCUUGGUUCUAAACUGGUGUCUGCCAUCAGUAAUGG